This is a messenger RNA of Mustela lutreola (European mink), 551 nucleotides long. RefSeq names its product histone H2B type 1-F/J/L-like. The transcript has a single exon. Gene Ontology annotation, cellular component: nucleosome. The annotation marks the transcript as partial. Gene Ontology annotation, molecular function: DNA binding; protein heterodimerization activity; structural constituent of chromatin. The record is from RefSeq and is a predicted model, not a curated record. Lineage: Eukaryota; Metazoa; Chordata; Mammalia; Carnivora; Mustelidae.
AGCCGCCCCCAUCUGCCUCGGUGGCCGCCCCGGCCGUCCCGCCGCCAUCCCCAUCCGUACCCUACCCCGCUGCCGUCCCCAUCCGCCGGGCCCGCCACCCCUACCCCCCACGCCAGGCCAGAACCCUCUUGUUCGGCGCUCGCGCCCAAGAAGGGCUCCAAGAAGGCCGUCACCAAGGCGCAGAAGAAGGACGGCAAGAAGCGCAAGCGCAGCCGCAAGGAGAGCUACUCCAUCUACGUGUACAAGGUGUUCAAGCAGGUGCACCCCGACACUGGCAUCUCGUCCAAGGCCAUGGGCAUCAUGAACUCCUUCGUCAACGACAUCUUCGAGCGCAUCGCCAGCGAGGCCUCCCGCCUGGCGCACUACAACAAGCGCUCGACCAUCACGUCCCGCGAGGUGCAGACGGCCGUGCGCCUGCUGCUGCCCGGCGAGCUGGCCAAGCAUGCCGUGUCCGAGGGCACCAAGUACACCAGCUCCAAGUGAGGCGCGCCGGCCACCUCAGAACCCAAAGGCUCUUUUCAGAGCGGCCUCUGGGCGCAGAAGGGAGCGUG